AUGACAACCCGACUAUUGACGUCAACCCAAUUUACUCAAUCACCUGCAGUUACAACAGUAAGGUUCCUAUACAAGGGAAAGACCAAAUUUAACGUGCUGCGGAUAAGAGUCCGGAAAACCACGCCCGAGUCAAGAGCCUUCACCUUCACCAUGAGGGUCAGAAAUGAUUUGGGUCCUCCCAUGGAGUUUGAGAAGGACACAGCCAGUUGGACAGGACAGACUCUGGAGCCCAGUGUUAUUGCCGGCAUUGCUGUUGCUGGCAGCAUUGUUGUGAUCGCUGUGAUUCUGCUGGCCAUCUACCUGUGUAUCCGGGCACGCAGUUCCAACUUGAAGGAUGAGAGUUUUGAUGCUCCGGACAACAAAUCCAGUGAAUAUUUUUCUAGCAGAAAUGAAAAUACUUUGGAAUCCCAGAAGAAAUAUUUACAACAAGGCGUAUAUUCAACUAAUAAAGAAAGUUCCAGCCAGUGGCGACCCCAGGAACCUCGACCUCCUCGUAGGGUGCGACCCCCUGUGCCAGAACCCACGCAGCCUGCACCACGAGACCCAGGCCGAAGAGGUUUGAGUGACAGGCAUCGGUCGGGAGAGCGAACAGCCAGGUCCACCUCACAGUCACAUACAGGCAGGAGGGGGAGAGAAUCAGUGGCAUAG
Candidula unifasciata is the source of this 648-nucleotide messenger RNA. The record is from the annotation of a GenBank genome assembly. Lineage: Eukaryota; Metazoa; Mollusca; Gastropoda; Stylommatophora; Geomitridae.